UUAUUUUUGAAAAGUGAAAUAUAAAAAUUGGCGCAGUCAGUAGGAUCCGUUCACGUUGCUAGAACACGAGUAUUCUAACUAGUGACGGCGGAUUCCAAUCCCUUAGACGGAAAGAAGAACCAUCGCAGCCCAGUCGUGCCGGAACAAGGAACCUUCCAUCACCGUUUCGAGAGGCAAGAAUUCGGAGUAGGAUCUGUUCACGUUGCUAGAACACGAGUAUUCUAACUAGUGGCGGCAGAUUCCGACCCCUAAAUCUAGGGAACAACGAAGACAGCCCAUCGUACCGGAACAAGGAUAAACCCAUCAACCGUCUCGAAAGGCAGCAAUGAAAAUAGUACUGAUCUUGGGACUGAUCUCUACAGUCGCACCCCAAUUCCUCAUUACUCCAGUAAAUAAUACAGUAGGCAUCUUCUACCAUGAAGAAAGUAGUUUAAGAACAUCCAACAACAAAUGGACGCUGCUAGUAUAUAAGGAACUAGAACCUCUGCGAGAAGCCAUACGACAUAAUAAUAAAAUACUUUCCUCUCUCACAGAAAUGUUAGACGAUUCUUCUCCUCGUAUGACAGCCUUCAAAACAAGUAUCCAAACUCAUUUUAGUCUUCUAACCAGAAUUGCUGACUCAGUCGAAGAAAAAUUUUCAGAAAUUACUAUCGACACUGAAAAUUUUAAUUUUAGAACUAAACGCGGUUUAAUUAACGGUGUAGGAACUAUUUUUAAAUCAAUUACCGGAAACCUAGACUCUACAGACGGCGAAUACUUUAAUGAAUGCAUAGAUAAAGUAACUAAAGACGAACACGAAAUCGAAAAGCUGUUAAAAAAUCAAAUAUCGGUUACAUCAUCUGUUAUAAAAUCUUUUAAUUCUACAAUUCAAAGUCUCCGAAUCGACGAAGAAACUUUCAAUCAGGAUCUAACUCAAAUUCAAAAAUCUCUCUAUGAUAUUUCGGACACCGUAGCAUUUUACGAAAGUCAGAUUAAAACACUUAAUCUUUGCGAAAGCCUUAUGGAAAGUUAUGUAUACCUAGAGUCUUACCUCAGCGAUAUAUUAAACGCAAUCACGUUCGCACGAAUCAAAGUUUUACAUAGUUCUAUUAUUUACCCACGAGAUUUAGUCAUUUCUCUUCAGGAAAUUUCAAAAUCCUUGACAAAAAAUAAUUUACCACUACCACCCUAUACUUCGAGCAUUGCAAGGUACGUAGAUAUUAUGGAGCUAGAAGCAUUUCAAACUGAAAAUAAAGUUGUUUUUGUACUAAGAAUACCCUUAAUUGACGUUCCACCCUCAUCUAGAUUAGCUUUCCAAUGUAGCAAGAAACAUGCGGGCCGGUCAGUAUAUUUCAAAGAAAUAACUAGCGUGUUCUCAGGUGAGUACCCGAUCUUCAAACCAUUUCCAUUCAACCGAAAAGCGAAGAUUUUAUCUUUUAUGAAACAGAACGGCGGGGUAGCGGCAAACAUGAGCCACCACACAGAAAAAGUCGGAUACUCAUUGUUCCGAUUUUUAUCCGAGUCAAAGAGCGUUUUCGAGGGGUUUUUCAUCUAA
Cylas formicarius (sweet potato weevil) is the source of this 1534-nucleotide messenger RNA. RefSeq lists its product as uncharacterized. Bases 326 to 1534 code for a protein of 402 amino acids. The transcript has 4 exons. Lineage: Eukaryota; Metazoa; Arthropoda; Insecta; Coleoptera; Brentidae. The record is from RefSeq and is a predicted model, not a curated record.